AUGGAAACAAUGGCAAACGAUUGUGUGCAGGCCUUCUCCUCCUCAUCUUCUUCUCCUCGCUGCUGGCGCGGCUCGAAACAUGUACAACUUCCCUCGUUGCCUCUCUGCCUAGCCAAUCAUCCAGCAGGUUCCCGAUUCCCGCCCCCGAUCAAUGCGCAAUCGAUGAGAGAGGAAGUCAACUUGGGACCCGCUCAGAUGUUCCCAACAGCAGCCGAUUCCGAAUCAUUCUGGCAAACGAACAGAGUAAUGAAUGCAUCGGCUGGGUCAGCACCGACCCCCUCUUCCCAUCGCUCAGCCACCCGUCAUUGGGGAAGCUGCUGGCAGCCCCACCAAGAACUUGUGCCGCAGAGCGAUGAGAAAGAAAAGGAUGAGUGCACCCCACCCCACGCCUCCAGAUCUCCACAAUCGUCACCUCAUCUUCAUCUUGCUUUUGCCAGGGAAAGGCCCAGUCAAAAGGCAUACUACCAAUACCUCGUUUGCCGUACUGGACAUCCACGGACAGAGCUCAUCGCCUUGAACAAGCUCCUCCUUCAGCCGAUUCUUUUCGGCUAG
This is a messenger RNA of Colletotrichum orchidophilum, 552 nucleotides long. RefSeq lists its product as uncharacterized. The record is from RefSeq and is a predicted model, not a curated record. Lineage: Eukaryota; Fungi; Ascomycota; Sordariomycetes; Glomerellales; Glomerellaceae. Bases 1 to 552 code for a protein of 183 amino acids. The transcript has a single exon.